Molecule: messenger RNA, 1962 nt
Organism: Candoia aspera
Lineage: Eukaryota; Metazoa; Chordata; Lepidosauria; Squamata; Candoiidae
Gene: ISL2
Product: ISL LIM homeobox 2
Exons: 6
Coding region: 102-1193 (363 amino acids)
Biological process (GO): axonogenesis; neuron fate specification; positive regulation of transcription by RNA polymerase II
Cellular component (GO): nucleus
Molecular function (GO): cis-regulatory region sequence-specific DNA binding; DNA-binding transcription factor activity, RNA polymerase II-specific
Source: RefSeq, a predicted model, not a curated record
AGCCGAGCGGCGGCAGGAGGCGCCCCCCCUUUUCCCCUCUUUUUCCUUUCCCCCUUUUUUUUCCUUUCUGCACCACAACACUUUCCCGCAUCUCCUUCUGCAUGGUGGAUAUUAUUUUUUCUUACCCUUUCGGAGGUGCGAUGGGGGAUCACGCCAAAAAAAAACCCGGGAUCGCCACGUGCGUGGGCUGCGGGAGCGAGAUCCACGACCAGUACAUCCUCAAGGUCUCCCCGGACCUGGAGUGGCACGCGGCGUGCCUGAAAUGCGCGGACUGUAGCCAGUAUUUGGACGAGACCUGCACUUGUUUCGUGCGCGACGGCAAAACGUACUGUAAACGAGAUUACAUCAGGCUCUUCGGCAUCAAGUGCGCCAAGUGCGCGGGCGGCUUCAGCAGCAGCGACCUGGUCAUGCGCGCCCGCGACCACGUCUACCACCUGGAGUGCUUCCGAUGCUCCGUGUGCAGCCGGCAGCUCCUGCCCGGGGACGAGUUCUCGCUGCGCGACCACGAGCUGCUCUGCCGCGCCGACCACAGCCUCCUGCUCGACGGGGCCGGCUCGGCCGAGAGCCCCCCGCGCAGCCCGGGUCACCUGCAGGGCGCCAGGCCGGGCCACCUCCAGCUGCCAGAGCCAGUGCCCGGGCGGCAGCCUUCCCUGCGUCCCCACGUGCACAAGCAGGCGGAGAAGACGACGCGGGUGCGGACGGUGCUGAACGAGAAGCAGCUGCACACUCUGCGCACCUGCUACGCGGCCAACCCGCGGCCCGACGCGCUGAUGAAGGAGCAGCUGGUGGAGAUGACGGGCCUCAGCCCGCGGGUCAUCCGCGUUUGGUUCCAGAACAAGCGCUGCAAGGACAAGAAGAAGUCCAUCCUGAUGAAGCAGCUGCAGCAGCAGCAGCACAGCGACAAGGCAAGUUUGCAGGGCUUAACUGGGACCCCCCUGGUUGCUGGCAGCCCGAUUCGCCACGACAGCGCCGUGCAAGGCAGCGCAGUAGAGGUGCAGACUUAUCAGCCGCCUUGGAAAGCUCUCAGCAAUUUUGCCCUGCAGAGCGACCUGGAUCAGCCUGCAUUCCAACAACUGCUCUCCAUUUCUGAAUCGGGGUCCCUGGGCAAUUCUUCAGGCAGUGACGUGACCUCUUUAUCUUCCCAGCUCCCCGACACCCCCAACAGCAUGGUUCCUAGUCCGGUAGAAACGUGAGAUGAGCCGCCCCCUCCUUUUUAACGCCUGACCCUUGGAGGACUUUCGCAUGCUUUUGCUUCCUGCAUGAGAACUGAGUGCUAAGCAAACACGACUUGUUAAAUUAUUACCUUUAUUUAAAAACCCAGCUCCAUCUCUUCCUCGGUCGUGACUGGAAGCCUUCCAGGAUUCCCUGGACUUUGCCAAGCAGGGAGGGGAAGAAGGCGUAAAACCUCCCAGGAAUUCUGUUCCUCCCCCCUCCGGGAAUACCUCUGGAUUUUACUCGAAUGACCCUUAAAUCCUGUUCUUGUAGCUUUAGAAGGUGGCUCUUUCUGUUUUCUUUACGAUGGAAGAAACCAGCUCAACGUGGAACGGAUGGGACUUCCUUGCCUCCGACUGGUCAGAUGCAGGGCCAUCCUCUUAGCUUCAUCAAUCAGUUGCCUUCAUCUUGACCCCAUCGCCAGCUUUCCUGGGGCUCCCGUCUCCCCAUCGCCAUACUCUGCCUGGAAAAACCUGGAACUUUUUUCUGUUUCUUUGGUGGCCCAAAAAGAGGAGUAUUUUUUCUCUCUCUCUCUCUCUUUCUCUCCUCCUGAGCCCGCAUGAUUGCUGGAAAAAUUCCAGCCGGACUUGUGUCCCAUCCAACCCCCAACCCCCAUUGCCAGUGUUAAAUUAUCUUAUGGAUGGAAGGUGUGUGGUUCAUUCUCAGCCUUUGCAGACCAAAGUAAGUUAUUGUUAUUUAUUAUCGCGCGGCAGCAGGCGAGCAAGGGGAAUUGAGAAUUGGAUCUGAAUA